AUGGCCACGGAUAAGCGACUGAAGCAGUUAGAAAGGGAUUGUCACCUUGCUAAGAUUGGAGAGGCGGAGUGCGAGAACCGCAGUGCCGUGGAAGAUGCUUGGAAGGAUUUUACCAAGCUAUCUGAUCAGUACAGAGACGUAAGAAGAAAGUGGCGAUUAUUACACAACGCUAUGCUAUCUGAUCUUUCAGGCCGUCAAGCAAUGUCGUGA
This is a messenger RNA of Strongylus vulgaris, 210 nucleotides long. The record is from the annotation of a GenBank genome assembly. NCBI's taxonomy places the organism in Eukaryota, Metazoa, Nematoda, Chromadorea, Rhabditida, Strongylidae.